Messenger RNA from Penaeus indicus, 4012 nucleotides. RefSeq lists its product as uncharacterized. The coding region runs from base 451 to 3915 and encodes 1154 amino acids. The record is from RefSeq and is a predicted model, not a curated record. The transcript has 12 exons. Gene Ontology annotation, molecular function: protein binding. NCBI's taxonomy places the organism in Eukaryota, Metazoa, Arthropoda, Malacostraca, Decapoda, Penaeidae.
GACUGUGACGGGGUUCUGUAGUACUUACGGACUUACGGGGAGGUUGUCAGUGAUCCGUCUUCAUCUACGAAUGGAUUGUUAAAUUACGUCUGGAUACAUAAAUACAAUUUUUUUUGUGUGGGUGUUUUAUAGGCGUUAUAUUUCUUUCGAAAUUAUCAUCGGAAUAUCGAGGGAAUAUUUUUUAUCCCUUCUGAUCAAAAGAUCCGGAAGUGACGUCACACGCUCACCUGCCGCUCCGGGCUCUCUGGCAUCAGUUACCGUUCUCAACAAAAAGGCUGAGCAUCGCCACCGAAGCAGGGACACGAAGGGGAAGGACACCUCCCGAAGGACGCCUGCAGCAGAAGUCCUCAGAAGUCCGCUGCGUGAAACAUGGUGACUCCUCCGCCGCCGAGAACCGCAAGGACGAACUAGGCCGAGACGGAUAAGUGAGGCUGGGGUCCCCGUGGCAGAAUGCGCCUGUUCAAGCGACGUAGCAGUGACCCCGCCCCCCGCCUCGUGUCCCUUUCCCCUCUCACCUCCGAGUACGCCCACAUCCCCGCCCACGCUCCUGGGGAUGCCUUCGUGGACGCCUGUGUGACCCGCCCGCCCGCGCCCACGCCUCAGCCCGCUCAGCAGGAGGAGGGCGAGGAGAUCUACGCGACCGUGGACGGCGACGAAGGCGAUGACGACGGCGAGGAGGCCAUCUACUCCACAGUGGACGAGGUGCACGGCUGCUCUGCCACGCCCUCACUCAUCUACUCGAGCGGCAGCAUCUCCAGCGCGGGCGUGGUGAGCAGUUACUACACAGCGGUGCCGGCGCUGGUCGUGGAGGAGGUCGUGGGCGGACGCGUUCCUGACGAUGCCGCGGGGGGAGCCGGCGGAGGCGUCAAGAAGGGGUUCUCAACAUGGGGGAAGAAGAUGGGCAAGAAGCUGGAGCAGCUGACCCGCGGGGAGAGCAAGGAGCACAUCCAUUUCCCCCUGGGCUCCACACGCACCCGCCGGAGGAACUGGCGGCCCAACAAAGACGCGGAGACGCCGACGUCGGGCGCUAAAGACGCCGCCCCCACCGCCCGCCAGCCCCGCCGGGCCAAGGUGGACCGCGUGGAGAGCAUCCGAAACCUGUUCCGGCGAUCUCGUAGCUGGGACUCGGCGAAGGACCUGGAGGACCUCCCGCCGGCGCCGAGGGUCGCCAAGGCGGCGCCCGAAGCGAGCUCCGCCGGCGGGAGCCCGAAGAGCGCCGCGGCGGACGACCCGGACAAUGUGUACGAGUCGCUCAAGGACAUAGACCGCGAGCCAGUGAGUGCGAAGGGGACGGUGCUCUUCAGGAGCGCCUCCACGUCCCACCUGCCGGCGCUGGAGGCGGGCAUGGACGUCCUGGGCAGAGGGGAAGCGAGGGAGGGCGCGGGAGGGGACGGCGGGGCGGAGGCGGGAGACCUGGGCGAGGGCGAGUGUGAACUCAAGGCGAAUGACGGUGAUAAGACGACCAAGAAAGGGCAGUUUCCGUAUGCGUUUCUCAGAUCCAGACUUACCUCGGUCGCGGAGGAACAAGCGACCGCUAGGGAAGAGUGUGGUGACAGCGGGCGUGGCACCGGCAGCCACUGCGGCAGCAUAUCCGACGUCAGAACCUCCUACUCGGAGACGUCGGACUCCAAAUCGUCCUUUUCGGAAAACUCGGACACGAAGUCGUCUUGCUCCGAUUCGUCGGAAAACACGAAGUGGACUCGCGAGGAGGAGGAGGAGGAGGAGGACCUGGAGGAGAGGGGCAGCGGGGGCCGGAGGGAGGGGGAGGGGCAGGGCGACGCCGUCCCCAGGGACAUCAUCUCGCCCAUCCCGGCGCCCACAGGCUUCGGCGACGGGGACUUCGUGGUGACCGUGCGAGUGAAGGGCUCGGCCGCCGACGAGGGGAGGUCCUCGGUGUACAUCAAGCCCGAGGGGAACCGCGCCGCGAGGAAGCUCAGCUCGGACCUGGGCGCGGCGCAGCAGGGCUCGGAGAAGAAGGCCAGCGGCUCCAAGGGCGGCGGAGGACGACCUCUGCUGACGGACGAGGAGAAACUCCGGGCGCGGACCGGCGAGUGUUGCCAGCGCUGCCACUGCGCCGACGGGCCGCACCCGCCCAUCAGACGCCGCCCGCGCUCGCAGCCGCGUCUCUACGCCCGCAUGAGCUACCCGGCCUCCUCCACCUCGUCCGACGGCCUCUACGAGGCCAUCUACCCCGAGGACGCUUACUCGAAGCGCUCCUCCCUUGACCUGGAGCGCCUCGACCGCCUCGAGAGGCUCAACCGCAUCGACCGCUUCGAGCGCGACGACCGCGGCCUCGAGCACGCCUACGACCAGCGGCGCCGCUACUCGCGCUCGGCCUCGCUAGACCGCGCCGAGUCGUGGCGGUGGCGGGACGCGAUGGCCGCCGAGGACGUCGACGCCGACUCCCUGUACGGCGACGCGCCAGGGUACAGGCGGCGAGCGCCCUCCCUGCCGCGCCCCACGCCCCCGCCCGCCACGCUGCCGCAGCCACCCCUCACUAACAAAACCUUCCGCCUGAUCCGCCUCGUCAAGGACGACGGCGACGAGGGCCUCGGACUCUACAUCUCCGGACAGCGCGCCCUCGGCUACGUCAUCGCUCACAUCCUCCCCGGCGGACUCACCGACAGAGACGGCAGACUACGUGUGGGAGACGAGAUCAUCAACGUCAACGGUCGACGUCUGCGCGGCGUCACCCUGGAGGAAGCGCGUCGCAUUCUGCGGCAUACGCCCACAGAGGUAGACGUCGUUGUGGCUCGGGACCCCGACGCCCCCGCCCACGAGUCCCUCUACUCGGACCUGGACGUGACCUCCAUGACCAGCGGGCGAGUGGACUCCCGAGUGGAGACGCGCGUGGACUCGAGGGUGGACAGCGUGGCCGACGACGACGACGCUUCUCUGGACGCGCUCCACCACCCGCACCAUCACUACCAAUCGCACGCCUUCCACCACGGCUGCCACCACGACCACGGUCACAGAGAAGAGGACGAGGACGAGGACGAGGAAGACGAGGACUUAGAGAGAGACGAGCCUCGAGAAGACGACCCUCUCAAUAUGCGUGACUUGGGCCGCCACCUGGAGUCCUGCCGCAGCCAACGGGCCUGUCACCGCGAUCUCCCCGAGCUCCCGCCCAGCGCCAGCAGCACCCGCGAGCUUCCCGAGGAGCCAGGGAGCGCGCGCGACUUCCACCACUGCUGCGAGCACGAGGCGAGGACAUACAACUCGUGUGAUUCGCGGGGAGCUACCAGGGAGCCAAGGGACCCCAGAAAGCGGCGGCGGUUGGAUUCGCUCCGAGAGGAGGGUGUCGUCACCGCCGUUAUGGUCCGCACUGUGUCCGACUCUUCUUCGGCUGGAGAAGAAGAGCCUCGUCGGUUGUUACCUCUCCUUGAGGACGGGGUUUUUGAUGAGCGCCCGUCCUCUCAGGCCUCGCAAGUCUCAGCUAGGACAGUCACUUCCAUGGCGUCUGUCGCAUCUGUUCAUGGCACUGGUCUCACUGCCAUGUCCAGACAGGUAUCCCAGAGGUCACACAGGCCAUCAUCCACAUCUACACUGCCUCGAAGACCAAAGUCCCUCAACCUCUCCUUCCACACAGUUGUCUUUGAAAAGGGCCAUGGCAAGAAGGGGCUUGGAUUCUCUAUUGUAGGAGGAAGGGACUCCCCCAAAGGGAACAUUGGCAUCUUCGUAAAGACAAUCUUCCCAAGUGGUCAAGCAGCGGAAGAAGGAACACUUAAAGAAGGGGAUGAGAUUUUUGCAGUGAAUGGAGAGAGCUUGGCAGGGGCAAGUCAUGCAGAAGCCAUUGCCAUGUUCAAAGCCAUCCGCACUGGCAAAGUCGUGCUGCAUGUGGGCCGUCGUGCAACUUCAAAGAAAAGAGCCCACAAGACUAAGUCUUUUGAUGACCUUGAUAAAUUUGAAGAAUGAGGAUGAACUGCCUGAGGAUCUGAAGACGUAACAGAUGCCAGAUGUAGCUGAAGGAUGAAUGCAAAUUUUUUGAUAGACUGUAUAAAUGUGUCCUAGU